Molecule: messenger RNA, 3556 nt
Organism: Neocloeon triangulifer
Lineage: Eukaryota; Metazoa; Arthropoda; Insecta; Ephemeroptera; Baetidae
Exons: 9
Coding region: 181-3492 (1103 amino acids)
Source: RefSeq, a predicted model, not a curated record
GUGUGAAUGGCGAAAUCACAAAGGGGCCUGGCCGAUGUGGGUCUAAAUUUAGUGCCAAUCGACAAGAGAACGAAACGCACCAUUAUCAUUUUUGAACUUCUUCUUCUCACUGCCGGUCGGCUGACAUUGCAGAGUUCACGAACCUCGGGGACACUCUAGUUUGUAUAGGACCGGCUGACGAUGGCCGCAGAACUGCUGACCCUGACAGAGCGGCAGCUGCAGCUGAGUUAUGAGGAGUCCGUGGUGGCCGAGCAGCUGCAGGCCGAGCUGCCCAACCGGCCAGGUUGGAUGCCCCUGCUUCACGAGGCGGUCAUCGAAGGGGCGCGUUCCGCAAAGGUGCCCUUCUACAACCUGACGACCAGGGUCAUCGACCAGGUGCCCUUCAGCUCGAGGCGGCUGGUGCGCGCCCUGACUCGCGUCAAGCAAAACAUCGAGGCCGUCCGAGCUGCCGGACUUGGAAAGAAAAGUGUCCUGGAACAAGCUGCAGCUCAACAGGCCGAUGCCAGAUUGGAAAUGGCGUGCAAGUUUUUCACUUCGAUCGGGAGGCACAUCCUGCAGAACGUGGCGAUGCGGCCCGAUUUUCGCGACGACAGCGAGUGGGAAGAGCCCCUGGCAGGCAGCCUCCUGGUCGCCUCGGUGGCCGCCCUGUACGAGAAACCGUUCGGCUCCACCUCUGGCGAGUUCAACAAAGGAGUGCUCAAGUGCAUGGCCGUCUCGCGCCCGCCCGGAGUUCCUCCGCGCAGAAUCACCGACUUCCACCCUCCGGCAAUCGGGCUCGAGUACUCCAAAAUGAUGCUCACCACCGCCAACUUCCAUCAGGGUCUCACCCAUGACGUCAAAAGGGCGGGCAUCCUUUCAAUUGAAGUCAAAGGUGAAAAACGCAUAACUUGCGCCCUGUCUGGCGACGCCACCUUUGAGAACCUGGGCUUCGGCUUCGGAGGCGACGUCAUUGGCAUCACCUCCACAGGUCUGAGUGUCACCGCUUAUGACAUCAUGUUGAAGCAGGAGGACUCGAUCAAGGCCUAUCAGUAUUUGGGCUACCUUAUGAGGGCCUACGAAAGUCUGAUCGAGAUGACGGCCGAGGGCGCCCUGCAGGCCACCACUGUCCACAACCAAAUCGCCGAGAUCGAUUGCGAAGCAAGAGUGGCCAAGACAGGCAAAUUGCUCAUCCAGCAGAACAACUGGUACGGCGUUCAAAUUGAUGACUGGGUGGACAUAGUCGACGGCACCGACAUCCCCAACACAAGGGACUUUCCACCGAAUUUCAUCUCCGAGCGCUUCAUCCUGCCUUGCGCCGGAAAAAUCCACCUCACCUGGGACCUGCAAUACACUUCCUCCUCGUUCUCGGCGUUCAACAAUUGGGAAAUCGAGCGGCUCAGGGCGUUCUACGAGAAGACCAAGGCGUUCGUCUUCUACAGCGGCCUCAACACGGUCUACAAUAUUCGCAUCGGCCGCAUUGACUCCAGCGUGUGCGUGAUCAAGUGUCCCACGAACAGGAAGACCGUUUUUUACACACCACCGCCAUCAUCGUACAUCACUGGGUACAACCAUUACAACUGCACCUAUCACUUUAAGGGGGUAGGAGCAAGUGUGGACAUUGUUGUGCACAACAAGCCGGACGGCAACAACAAGCUCCUCCUCGAGUCAACCCAGGGCGUUUCUACCUGGAUCGUUCGACAUGAGACUGUGCCAGACGAACCCCUUCUGUUGAACGAGUUCAAGGAUGACCGCCUGGUGCUCAUCUUAAGUCUGGUCAUCAUCACAGUCCGCGAACCUGAAAAGAACACCCUCAUCUUCCAGCGCGGUCUCAUCUCCUGCCGCUACGACCCCACCUGCAACCGUGAGUGGCCCACCGUGAGCAGCCAGUGGGUUCAUUUAAACAAGGGCGACCUCCAGAACAGCCUCGAGAAACUCUGCCUCAGGUUUGAUGUGCCUCAAGUGACCGUCACUGGUGUCCGAUGCAUAGAAGGGGCAACAAAUAAAGAUCUUCCAGACAUCUCCCUUUCGUACGACAGCCGUUUCAAAUCUCUGAACGGCCUCACCAAAGAGGGGUGGCUUUUUUCUGGCCCUCCGCAGUUAGUCGACCCAGAGGAUGCGUUUAAAUUGGAAUGUGUUGGCGCCGACCUUGCUCCAUUUGCCAAAAUUCAGACUAAGAACUCGCUGGCAUUCACAGAUAUGAUCGCCCUCUUUGGCGCAAAAAGGCCUUCGAGGAAGACGUGGACCGUGACUGACUCAAAACUGGGCAUGUACGGUGAGCACUCCGAGCCCCACGCAGAAGCCGUAUUCCGAUCUCUGAGCGGAUUCGAAGUUUCGUGCAACACCCAGGAUGUGGUGCUGACUGAAGUCGAGUCCAAGUGGUUCCAAGGGAACAUUUCUAAGGAGCGCCUGCAACCUCUGGCCGACGAGUUGCAGCAGUUGCAACUUUUCCCGGAACUCGAGAAAAUCAUGACGGACAAUUUGAGAGUCGAUUUCGGAAAGCAUUAUGCACACAUUCUCAGACAUAAGGGUUGUCCCGUUUUUCUGGCGCCAAAGAAACUGGAGUACUUGGGCCUGGUGGGAGGCGUUUCGCCCCUGCUUGUGGAUGACGAGGAAGGUGUGGCCUACACAAGUCCCCUGAGCCACGAGUGGAGCAACCUGGACCAGCAGCAGGUGUCCACAAGCCAGGUCUUCUCAGGCGUGGGCAAGCUGAAGAGCGUCGAGGACCGCUACGACCACUUCAAAGUCCGAAAUGAAACCGAAAUGCUGUUCCAAGUAACGGAUGACCUGAAAUUGGACGUUGUGUCCGUGGACGACUGCAGCCGCGGCGUCGAAGACCUGCAGACGCAACUGGACAAGAAAGUUUUCUCGGCUUGCGACAUUGUUUGCUACAAUUCUGCGCCACACAACGUCGCCUUCCUGUACCACCCGUACCUGCAGAAGGUGUUCAAGCACCGCCGCCUGCGGAGCAGCAAGUUCCUCUCCUGCCUGGGACACCGGGACGGCGCCAUUUUCGUCUUCGACGCCAGCCAGAGGGCCGUCUUCAAGUUGACGGACAAGACGGAGGACGAGUCGGCGUUCUGCGUUUGCGCCGCCGCCUCCCGCAAGAACGACACCCUUCUGCUGGAAGGGGAGGAGCUGGAGUUUGAGUUGUACAAGUUGGAGGGGCUGCACGGCGUGUUCCACCAGCUGCAGCAGGAGCGGAGUGCCCUGCAGCUGCACCUGGACGAGCACAAGGGUGUCCGGUGCGUCUUCCAGGCCUCGUGUCGCGACGAGUCGGCCAAGGAGAUCUACGUCGACGUCAGCGGCGCCCGAGUUGAGAAUCUGGACACCUCGGUGGACAAGGACAGCGACGUCGUCGCCACCCACAACGACACCAAGUUGAUCUUCCUCUCGGCGGCCGCCAACGACCUGAGACCGGUCGCCGUCAGGGUCUUCCUGAGAAACUCGAAAAUCUUCAACCGAUUCCCGCUGACGGUUUCGCAAGCCUGCAAUUACGUCGCCCCGUUCGCUUAGGAAAAUUUUGAUUUAAUCGUAUAAGACGUGUUGAAAUAAAAUGCACUCUGGUCUUUAUUGCUAA